AUGGCUCAAUCUUUGCAACUACAUCGCGAAGAAUCCUACAACAAAUUACCCUGGGGCCAUGCUGAACUGCGUCGUCGCACGUGGUACACUCUAAUAGCACUAGAUUACCAAGGCGCCAUGGACCGAGGAAGUGACCUAAUGAUCGUUUCAAGAGGAUGGACAACCAAAAGUCCAACUGAUCAUGUUGACUCGGAUUUCUCGCUGGAAACGCCUGAAGUCCCGCCAAUUACGAUUCCUCCGACUAGCAUGGUCUUCUACAGUAUUCACUGCCAUAGCAACCGGCUCUUGAGAGAGCUGAAUUGGGUCCUACCAGGCGACGCAGAAAAGCCACCCACGCCGAUGCAGAGCUCAUGGAUGGUGAGGCAAGAAUCAAUCGCGCGACUUGAGCGUACCUUCAAUGAGAACAUUUUAGCACGGAUACCAGACAAUGGCGUGUUCCGCUUCGCCUGCAUCAGCUUCACCAAGGUACUUCUCAGGUGCGCACAAUUGUAUGCAGUCCGCCCCCUGCAGCGACAUCCUGCUUUGACCCAACCUCCUCCCGAACAUCUUAACAUAUUACUUCUCGCGGUGGAAGCACUCGAAGUCAAGCGGGGCUUGCUAAGUGAGACUACUGAGCCAUGGCAUUGGGUUAUCAAAGGAUUCGUGGAUUGGCACGGUUUGGCUGUUAUGCUGGCCGAGUUAUGCAAUCCUGACCAGUACGAUUCACAACUUUUAGAAAGAGCCUGGAAAGUUGGGCUGCUCUCGUUCGACGAGCUCUCCGGCCAGAUUGCAGAAGGAACUCAGGGUCCUCUGUGGAAACCAAUCAAGAAACUGAUGCGUAUCGCACAGAAGAAACGCCAGGAGAGAUCAAUAGUAACAUCGAACAUGAUCAUCCCAGGGCCCUCUGACGAUUUUGUCAACGAUUUGUCAACAUACACGACCUCGGCGAUGAAUCUGAUGCCAAUGCAACCAGUCAUGGAUGUCAACCAGAAUUGGAAUGCUGUAGCACCCGAUCCGUUACAGGCAUCUUGGUUCAAUUGGCAGUCCUUCACUGACGACGUCGCAGUGCUGAAUAAUGGAUACAGUUGGGGUGCGAUGGAUUUCGAUCCAGUUUUUGAGGGUCUGUGA
Molecule: messenger RNA, 1107 nt
Organism: Aureobasidium musti
Lineage: Eukaryota; Fungi; Ascomycota; Dothideomycetes; Dothideales; Saccotheciaceae
Source: the annotation of a GenBank genome assembly